UUCCUCAAUUACUUUUGGAUAAAUGCUUAGACGCAGAACCUCAAAACCGACCAAGUGCUAAAGAAUUAACUAAUGCACUGCACCAAUUUUAUGAUGAUUUGAAAAAUAAAAAAAAACUGAAUUAUAUAAACAAAUUAGAGAAGUUGAAAACUCAUGCAAAAGCUUCUCAAUAUAUGAUCAAAUUAAAUCGUCACGACUCAACUAUCAGAUAG
Messenger RNA from Cetraspora pellucida, 212 nucleotides. NCBI's taxonomy places the organism in Eukaryota, Fungi, Glomeromycota, Glomeromycetes, Diversisporales, Gigasporaceae. The record is from the annotation of a GenBank genome assembly.